GCUAAGCUCCGCCCACACACAGAAUAACGAAAUCAUAAACAAACCGGCCGGCAUGCUAUCUCAGGGCCAUUUCACGGCUCGAAACUUCAAGUUGCGGUCAGAUCUAGUACAACAUCGGAAUGCAAGAAGUUUUCCACUGAGGGGAAAAAACCUCGACACUUGAGAGGCGCAAACCACAUUUCCUCAGACUGUUAAAAGUAAUUUUCUGAUAGGUUUUUAAAAGUACGAGCUUUGACAGACACCGAACAUGUACGGCUCCAAACGUUUAGCAAAGCGAAGCAUCAUCGGGACUCGCGUGUGCGCGCCGUGGCCCGACGGCAUUUACUACCCAGGCAAAAUCCGAAACAUGGAAAACCGGUCUGUUUACACCAUAUGUUUUGACGAUGGGUACACCAAGGCCUUCAGAGAGGCCGACAUCGUCGGACAGGGGUUUCGAGGAGUCGGCAGCGUCCAUCUCAAAUUCGGCCAAAAAGUCUUCAUCACUAACAACGGCCGGGAAAUGGUGGGCCACGUGCAAAAACACAAGAAACCGACAAACGAGGUCUUCAUCAAGAUCGCGGACAGCUCGGAGACCAUGAUCCAACGGAAGUUGGACGAGGUCCGACUCAUGGAGAGCCGCAAGUCGCCCCGCCUCGCCGACCACGAGACCAACUACCUGAAGUUGGCCGACAUGAGCCCAACCUCGGAUGCCAAGAAACGGAACGUGUCCAGCAGCAUCGAUGUGCCCAGUGCCAAAUCGUUCAAGGUGGAAGACGAACCCAUGAUGAACGACGUCAUGGCAGCAGCCAUGGUGCUGACAAGCCUAUCAGGGAGCCCUCUAUUGGCAAGAAUGGACAGCACCUCAGUACCAUACAGCCCUACCAGUCCAACCGGGGGUGCCACGUCCGAUUUAUCCAUGGGCACAGCGUCUUCAUACAGCCCCUCCAGCAGCGGCCACUUCAGCUGGGACUUUCAUUCCAGGGGGACGCCCUCCCCAACUUCUUCGACGAGUGACGUGGAGUGCAAUGCGCCGGGGUUCUCGUUUCCCGAGAUCGGUUCCACCAACGGCGUCGUUUUUGAUCAGCUCUCCGUGGACGAGGGAAUCGACAUGAGCGAAGUGGGGGCGCUGUGCACAGUCGACGACAUCCCUGCAAAGAAGUUAAAGUUGGCACCGACCAGGACCGCGUACAAGUGCACGUGGCCGGGGUGCGGCAAGACGUUAUGCAAAGUACAAGGGAUUGAGAAGCACAUCCGCAGCCAACAUCUCAGGACAAAAGACAGCAGCUACAACGAUCACGAAGAAGAGUUCUACUACACGGAGAUCGAGACCACGGUGGACAGCAUGUCGGACAUGUUUGCCGACAUGUACACCUCCUCCCCACCCCCGACCCUCAGCCACAUGGACAUGGUCAGACCCCCUCACGAAGACCCACGGGAUAGCAACGGUAACAGCGGGAUGUGUUUGGAUAGGGUGGUAGCCCAGCUGACACCGAUGUCGUCGAGCAAUGUGACAAUGUUUGCGCCACUUAGCCAAGUGCCACAGCAGACCACCUUCACCUGGCAGACGACUCAUCCCACCACCAUCACCCCCCUCCAGACAAAUGGACAGCAGUAUUCAUCACCCAUCCGCAAAACCAGCAUCGUCCAGCAGCGCCAGCAGAGCCACCAGGCGGCAUCUCCAAAGACCCACCUCCACUUUGCCCCCUCCGCGGGCUCCGGCUCCGCGCCCUCCCAGGGCCACCACAACCACCACCACCCCAAGACCAGGGAAGGCAAGAAGUGUCGCAAGGUGUACGGCAUGGAGCGUAAGGACCUGUGGUGUACCCAGUGCCGGUGGAAGAAGGCUUGCGUAAGAUUCACCUGCUAAGAACCCUGGCACUCUAAGACGGAGUGAGAAAUUGUGCACUGACCCUUGAAUUGGUGUGCGUGAAAUUGAGGUCAGUUAACCAGUUUGCGUCGAGGACGAGAUAACACACACUGGCUGUUUUUCUUUGCGAAAAUUCAUUUGAUAUCUGGAAUGAUAGAAUGGCAAGUGAUGCAGAACUUUGCAGAUGCCUUUCUCCCGUAAGACUAAGUUAUCGCUUCAUGUGUCUUUAAGUUUAUGUAUGCUGUACCAAACAAAAUCUGGAAUAUGUGAAGCAUUCGGGCAAAAUGAGACAGAACUGGGCAGAGGUCGAGAUUAGGGUUUGCAGGUAUUAGGAAAGAGAAAUACAAUGCUCCUUGCAAUACUGUUUGUUGCCCUUCGAUCGGACAUUUCGUUGCGAAGUUACGGCUGUUAAAAGUUUGCACUUAUCGACAUGUCCAAAACGUAAAACACUGAG
Patiria miniata (bat star) is the source of this 2300-nucleotide messenger RNA. Its product is annotated as zinc finger protein 704-like. Gene Ontology annotation, biological process: regulation of transcription by RNA polymerase II. The record is from RefSeq and is a predicted model, not a curated record. The coding region runs from base 248 to 1846 and encodes 532 amino acids. Lineage: Eukaryota; Metazoa; Echinodermata; Asteroidea; Valvatida; Asterinidae. The transcript has 9 exons. Gene Ontology annotation, cellular component: nucleus. Gene Ontology annotation, molecular function: DNA-binding transcription factor activity; RNA polymerase II cis-regulatory region sequence-specific DNA binding.